This is a messenger RNA of Lytechinus variegatus (green sea urchin), 607 nucleotides long. RefSeq lists its product as uncharacterized. The transcript is spliced from 2 exons. Bases 80 to 553 code for a protein of 157 amino acids. The record is from RefSeq and is a predicted model, not a curated record. Lineage: Eukaryota; Metazoa; Echinodermata; Echinoidea; Temnopleuroida; Toxopneustidae.
UAAUCUCUCUUUGUACACAGUUACCGAGGAUGAUACCGAUGGCCUUCGAAAGAAUGCUUUGACGACAGAGGCCCUCAAAAUGUUCCACUCUACAAAUAUCAGUGAUGCUUACAGCGACACAACUUCCGAAUGGAGUUUGGAAGACGGCUUACACAGUACCUUGUACCAUCCGGUAAUCACCUUAAAGCAAUUCGAAGGCCAAGACGACAACGUCGAUGACUCUUAUCGAUCUGCUCAUGUCUCCAUUGAAGGUGAUGGCGAAUCGUUCCUAUCGGAUUCUACAUCUAGUCUGCUAAGGUUUAUGGAUCAAAUGGAUAAUGACAGCCUUUCCAGCAUCGCCAGCGAUGAUGAAUACGAUGUCGACACGUUCACAACUGUUAGUGAUCUGACAGACUUUGAUGAUGAUCUCUUGGAUGACGACAACAGUGACGUCGUGCUUGAAAUGUCUAUGCCAGAAGUCGAUUUUGGGCUGCCAGACGAUGCUUUAUCCAUUGCAACUACCUUUCUCAAUGGAAUAAUGGCUGAGGUCGCUUCCGAACUAAACUCGAAAUAGUCGACUUCCAAAAUAUUCAAUCACUUUCUUGUAAAUAAAGCUAUCUAGUUAUUC